AGUACUACGGCGAUGAGGAAAUCAAGGUAUACUCCUCGGAAAAGGCUGUUUGAUGAAGAAGAAAACCAACCUCUGCCAGCGGAUGUUUGCCGGUUGGUCAUCAACUUUGAGGAGGUUACAAACUCUAUAAUUGAGAUUUGGGCGAGGUACUUGCACGAGAAAAUGGUAAAUGAAGGUGGAGAGAUCCUGGUUCAGUUUGGUACUUCUGCAGCUGUAGGCUUACCGAAGAAGCCAUCAGUGCAAUCUGUAACAAGGAGGUCCCAGUAUAUAGCUGAUCUUUUAGGCGUUGCAUUGCGUGGACAGAUCACAUUAAUUCCCUACAAUACCGGCGGUCAUUGGGUGUUGGCCGCAAUUGACAUGGCAAUGCAAACGGUGUAUUACCUGGAUUCUAUAGGAGGAUCUCCAUCAGAAGAUUUGG
Molecule: messenger RNA, 418 nt
Organism: Cuscuta europaea
Lineage: Eukaryota; Viridiplantae; Streptophyta; Magnoliopsida; Solanales; Convolvulaceae
Source: the annotation of a GenBank genome assembly